Messenger RNA from Paramecium pentaurelia, 1369 nucleotides. NCBI's taxonomy places the organism in Eukaryota, Ciliophora, Oligohymenophorea, Peniculida, Parameciidae. The record is from the annotation of a GenBank genome assembly.
GAUGUAAUAAAUAGAUGAAAAUUAACAUAAGCCAAGUGUUAGGAUUGCCCUGGCUGGAAAUACAAAAUGUGGUAAAACAACUUUAUUAGGAGUACUAACAAAAGGAAUGUGUGAUGAUGGAUAAGGUUCACUAAGAAACAUUAUGGUUAAUUAUGCUCAUGAAAUAAAAAAAGGAGGGUAAACAGAAUCUAUAGUGUUUGAAUUGAUAGGAUUUGAUAAAGAUGGUAAGUAGAUUUUAUCAAAUGAAUAACCAACAAAUAAAAGCUAAUAUUAAAGUCAAGUAUUUUAAUAAUCAAAUUCUUAUUUAUACUUAAUUGAUCUUUGUGGAGAUAAUAAAUAUUUUAAGCAUUCAAUAUCAGCUAUUAAUAAGUGUUUAUUUAAUCUUAUUAUUAUUGUAAUAGCAGUUGAUGAAGGUAUUACUAGAAUUACAGUAGAGUGUUUAUUAAUUUGUCAAUUAUAUAAAAUACCUUUUAUUAUUGUUUUAACAAAAUGUGAUCUACUUAAGAAUAAAGAAGAUAAAGAUAAAAUUAUAUUUAAAAUUCAUAAUUAAGUCAGCAAUAAUUUUUUGUAUAGAAAAUUAGUUAUUGCAAAAGAUCCUAAAGAAUGUGCUAAUUUAAUGAAUUAAAGACUCAAAAAAUACGAAAAUUAGAAAGGAUUAAUAUGUCCACUUUUUGAAGUAAAUAAUAUUAAUAGGGAAGGAAUUGAUUCUCUCUUAUAAUUUUUAUUUCAUUUUAAAAAUUAAGAUCAUCUUUAUUAAGAAAUAAAAUCACCUGAUCAACCAUUUUAAAUGGAUGUAUUUUAUACAUGCAAUGUCAAAAAUAUUGGUGAAAUUCCAUUUGGAUUAAUAAAAUCUGGAACUGUUAAAUUAGAUUAAAUAGUCUCUGUUGGAUUGGAUGAAAAUAAAUAAAUACAAUGUGCAAAAGUAAUUUCUAUUUAAAAUGUCAGAACUUCUCUUACAUAAGCAAGAUCAGGAGAAAUAAUUUGUUUAAUAUUAUAGCCUAUAAUUUAAUAAUAAAUAAUUGACUUUACUAAAAUUAAAAUUAUAGCUGAUCCUAAAAUCAACAUUCCUUAUGUGAAAUCAUUUUGGGCAAAUAUUAGUAUAUUACCUGGUCCAACAACUGUAACAAUAGGAUUUAAACCAAUAUUGGAACUCUCUAAUAUUACAUAAUAAGUAAAUUUAUAAGAAAUUAUUGGAGAUGCAUAAUUUCUUAAAAGUGGAGAUUGUGCAUUGAUAAAACUUUAAUUUUUAGAUGAUGCUUAUCAACCUGUUUAUGAAAAUUAAUAAUUUAUACUUAGAAGUAGUCACUCUAUAGCUUAUGGAUAAGUAGUUAAUGUUUCAUAAUAAGAUUUAAUAAAUGAUGAAUAAUGA